Pocillopora meandrina is the source of this 6155-nucleotide messenger RNA. NCBI's taxonomy places the organism in Eukaryota, Metazoa, Cnidaria, Anthozoa, Scleractinia, Pocilloporidae. The record is from the annotation of a GenBank genome assembly.
AUGAAAUUCUUGAUUCUUCGCGGUGUGGACAUUGAACAGCGAAAUAAGGACUUGAAACGAGCUUUGCAUGAGGCAGCUGCUAGUAGUCAUCUAGACUGUGUCAAGCUUCUUCUUUCAAAAAACGCAGAAAUCGACUGUUUGAAGAGAGCGGACUGGUAAACCUUAACCUUAAGCUUACUAACCUUAAAUACAUCCUAACAUCAGUAUCCAUAUUCUCCUUACUGUUCUGUAUACAUUUCUCAAGGUACUGAAAAGGAGAAUUUGUUUAGCAAUUAAGAGCUUCUUUGGUUAGAGAUCAUUUUCUUCAUUCUCCUGACCCAUAUGUUUGACUUGGGAGCAAUAUUGUAAGGAGAAUUACAAAUAAUGUCUGAACAGGAAAAUUUAGUUUCUCAACUGAAUUGGUGAUGUAGGUGGCCGUUGUGAAGAGCCUAUAAAGCUGAUGUUUGGAGUGUUAGCCCUUCGAUAGCUCUUUGCUCUUACAGAGGGCUACUGCUUGAAAUGUGAGCUUUAGAAACUCUUUAACCCUUUAACUCCCAUGAGUGACCAAGACAGAAUUUCUCCUUACAAUACCAAUACAAUAUCAACCAGAUAAGUGAUAAGAAUAAAGAAAAAUAUUAAUUUGGGGAUAAUGAGUUGAUACAAGACUAAAUUCUUGAAAUAACAUUAUAAGAAUUGUAUGGUUGAUAGUAAGGAGAAAAACAAAUUUGAUUUGGGAGUUAAAGGGUUAAAAAGUUUGAAGAGUAUGUGUUCAUGUAAUAUCUUGCAUGCGAUAAAGCCUACCAGUUUUGCUUUUGUUCAUAGAAUGCAUUUUUGAUGGUUUGUCAGUAUAGGACACCAUUGAUGAUGUCUUGCACCAAGAUGAACAUUGAUAUCAUCAGAGAAUUGAUCCAAAGUAGAGCCAACUUGAGACUUGCCAAUAAAGAUGGCUGGAACUGCUUUCAUAUUGCUGCCAGGUAUGUGUAAUAGUAAUAUAAUAAUAAUACUAACAAUAAUAAUAAUAAUGAUACCAGUAAUGAUAAUAUUUAUACAGGAUAACCCUGUCAGUGUUUUGACACUGGUAUCAAUAGAGGUCUUGAAAGUUAAUUUUAGUUUUUACAUUACAAACAGUAAUGGUAUUUUAAAGUAAAAUACUAUAUAAAAUCAAUCUAAAAGAUGUGUUACUAUGGUAUGAUUAGAAAGUCCUUAAUUUCCUUUGAAAAUUUAGGAAAAAGAAUCCAUUGCCUUCAAAUGGCAGGGGGAGGCUGUUGCACUCUUUGGCCCAAAAAACAUGAAGACUUGUAAAUGUGUUAACUACAUUAAUCUAAAAAAAUUCACUACAGCGUGAUUUAAAGGUCCUUAAUUUUCUUUUGAAAAUUCAGUAAAAGAAUCCUUGGCCAUUGAAUGGUGUGGGGAGGCUGUUGUAUUCUUUGCCUUACUGAUCCAGAAAUAAAAAGACUUUACCACAUUAACUAAACAUAGUUAAUGGAGGUGAAAUCAGAGAUUUCAAUACAAGCUGGCUACUGGCUGUCUGCUGCAACCUGUAAGACCUCAAUGCUGUUUGUUUAGCCUGCAAUCAGGCUCUGGUGUGUGGGUUUAGCCUUGCAGCACAGUCAUUACACAGCCUAUUUCACCGUCUGCAGCCCCUUAUGAAAAAGGUUUUUGAAACCUCUGUGCUUCUUAGAACUGUACAAAUGUGUAACAGUUCAGAGAGUGUGGCAUAAGUUUCUUAGGCCAAUCCAUUCUCUCUCUGUUCCACAAAUUAGUUGCAAGAUAGUGGACUAAAGGCUUACAGUUUUCCUUGCACUUUGCCCUUUUGUAGCUUAGAAUACUGCUCAUCUCUUGCAACUGGUAAUGUCCCAAAAGCAAAAUAUCCUAGCACAUUUUCUAACCAAAUGGAAGUUAUUAUUUUAUGUCCACACUUAUUUUACUUUCAUUCACUUUCAUAGGGAAGGGGAUGUAGAAAUUUUGAAUUAUCUUCUUGAUUGUUGCGCUGAUAUUUGGGACAGUUGUAGCAAGAAUGGACGGACACCGCUUCAUACAGCAGGUGACUGGAAUUCACUUUUUCUUUUUUGUCAGAAAUUUGUAAAGAUAUUUUAGCUAAUGGACCCUGGGUUAAAAUCCUUCAAUUCUAAAUUUCCAGCUGUUUCUUGCAAGUUCUGGGUGUUCAGAAAUUAUAGAAGUCUCUACCUAAAUUGUAGUCCUAAAGUUAUUGUAUAUUCAGAUCUAGACCAAUAUGUUUUAGUACACUCAUUUUAAUUAUUUUUUUUUAUGAUAAACCUGUUGUUUUCUAUAUUUACCCUGCACAAUGUUUACUGCUGGAUCACUAAAAAUUGUCUCUAAAUGAUCACAAAAUGAACAUAUGAUAAUUAUUACUUAUAAUGUAAGGGCUAGCCCUCCAACUGAUGCACAUAACUAGUUUUUGUUAAAGCCUUUGUGAUAAUUUCUUAAUACAUUUUUCAGCUCUGCAUGGUAGAGUGGAUGCUGUAAAACUCAUGAUUAGCAGGUGAAUAUACUUUCACAAUCAAACUUACCAAGUUGGUAGCUUCUGGAAAUUUCUUUUGACAGCAAGGAAGUAGCAUAUGCAGAAACUAUUUAUGUCUUGAACACACUCUUGGUAAAGAAUCUUGUUUGUGCUUCAUGCAUUCUCCCCUUGAGCAUGACUUAUGCUUCAUGCUUGCCAAGCACUUGUCCCCAUUUGCUUGUAAAAGGCAAAAAAAAUACACCUGUUCUGCAGGCUAAAGGGCACUUGACCAACUCUUAGGGACAUGUACAUGUAUGUUCAGGUUGUGCUUCAUCAAAAACUCAUUCACAAAAAUAGUUAAUUGGCUGUUUCAGAUGUAGUUACAUACCAGACAGUCCUGACAGUUGUGGCUCAACACCUCUAAUGGAUGCCCUGCGAGCAGGACAUGUGCCAGUAGCAGAGACUCUCAUCAAUGAACACAAGGUACAGUUCACUCUAUGUCUGAAGAAGUAAUUAACAUGUACACUGUUGAAAGUACUCAAUUUAACCAUGAGCACAUGAUGUAAACCAGCAUGAGCAAGAGAGAGAUCACCCACACUUUAGAAAAUCUGCUUUUCUGAUGGUAUUUCAGUUAUGUUCCUGCCUUGCAAGCUAAGAAUUUUCUCAUAGCUAGCAUAUUUUGUGUUAACCCUUUAACUCCCAGAAGUGAUUGACUUGUAAAUUCUCCCUGCAACAUCUGCACAUUAUUCAGCCACCAGGUAAUGAGAGUACUCAAACUUAUUAGGAAGAAGUUACUAUCUUGAUCCAACACCAAAUUCUCGUAACUUAUUUACAAGGAAUUGUGUACCAGUUAGAGGGAAGAAUUAACAGUCAGAUCUUGGGAGUUAAAGGAUUAAGUGCAUGCUCAAAAUUCUGAUUGAGAGUGGGAAGAUACAUAUCUAUUUACAUUUUUGAGCAGUCCUGCAAUGCAACAACUUGUUGAUUGGACAUGCUGUUAGACACAAAUAAAGUCUACCUGUUAGACUAUUCCCUCAGUUCCCAGCUUCUUUGACAUAAAGUGACCUGUAGAGUUACAACUUCAUCAGGAUAGCAUUCUUAUGAGUGUUCUUAAUCUGAGGUUGUAGGUUAUCUCAUGCAUUAGCCCUGCAGUGGCAAGGGGCAUUGUUAGUCUCACAACAAAUUCCAAUGAUCCUGGCUUCAGCUUGGUCCUGGACCACUCAACCUAGAGUCCAGUCAACAAACCACUGGUCCAGGAGAUCGUUAAUGGUGCCUAGGAGUGACAAGGAGUCAAAUAAAUGUUGCUUACCUUUUCCUGAUAUUUUUUUCAUUCUGUGGCAGACAUUAACAAUGAAAUUGCCCCUCAAUCCACCCCUCUCCCCUCCCCCUCUUGGGCCAUCAUAAUUUUAUUGUCGUGUUCUUUUGGUGCAGGCUUCCAUAACUGCCAAGGAUCAGCUUGGCAGACAAGCUAUUCAUUUGGCUUCCCAAGCCGGCUGUAUCAAGUCACUGAAUUUCCUGAUUACAAAGUAUGCUGCAGAUGUCAAUGUAUUUACUGAAAAAUCAAGAAAGACUCCUUUACAUCUGGCUGCCAAGGUAUUGAGGUUUUUCACCCAACAUAAACUGCAGCACCGUUUUCUUCAUCUAGGUAUCUCUACCAACUCUGAUCUAAAUAAAUCUUUUAAGCCCUCAAUGACCUCAUCAUUAUUGUAAAACAUAGGCGUCUGGACCUUCCAAUUAACCAGGGGACAGGAGCAAUCAAGUGAAAGGUAGCAGUCGAGAGAUUGGAGGGGGGGAGAGGCGGGGGGGAACCCUAGAAAAUGUGUAAGAGCGUGGUAAUUGCAAUCGGUAUAAACCCGCCUUCCCAUCCCUCCCCUCAACUAUGUAUUCCAGUUGUUAUCUCACCCAGUCUAGACGGGUGGUUAACAAUGUGUCCUGUAACUUUUCACAGGAUGGUCACGCACAAACUGUACAGUUUUUGCUAGAUAAAGGAGCAGUUAUUAACACGCAGGAUAAGAACGGAAGAACAGGUAAUGUUGGUAUGUCUUUCUCGUUUUGGAUUUUAGUUUUUUAUCCAAGUCUUACUGUUAUUUGGUGAAUUUUGUGGCAGACUUUAAUAAAAUGAGAGGCACAUAAACACCACGUCACAGCAAACAUUGCAAGUUUGCACGGGUUAAAGAAUAUCUAAAGAACUUUUGUGCACCAAAAGUCAGAGCCUCUUUGUGAAGGGUAAAGGAAAAGAAGACCCUAGGUCUUGUUAUUUAGUAAUUAGUGUCCAGUGUUUCCAUUUUAUUGUUUCGAAUCUUUAAUUAAAAUUUCAUUUCUUGGGCGAUGUUCGUGAACAAUACGCAUGGACGUUACAUUUGUCUUUUACAUGAUAAUAUGAUCACAUUCAAAGUGUUUCAUUGUUACACUCAGCCUCCAAUGUAGACAGCGAGUUACUUUGGUAACGCAUUUCCAUGAAAUUUGUUCACUUGAUUUUCAAUAAAAGUGGGUUUGGCACUGAUUUUGUUUACGAUCAUCAACUGACCUUUGAUUUGGAAGAUGGGCAUUGCCAAAUUUUGCUGUAGUAUUCUUUUGAGGGAAACGAUCCAAGUUCAUUCUCAUUCGUUUUAAAUUGAAAUUUGAAGAUAAGUUGGGUUUUAUUGAAAUGAUAAUUCAAGGUAAUACUAUUUUUUCCAAAAACAAUUAUGAUAAUAAAGUAAUUACUUUUAGGCUUUUUAGUUAUUUUUUUUGCAGAGAUUACGGUGUCUAGGUAGAACGUGCCUUAACACUUUUCCUCCUAAGAGUGACCAGCAUCUAAUUUCUCCUUACAAUAUCAACCCUGAAUCACACAUUAAGGUCACAAGUAUAAAGGAAAUGAUCACCAACUUAAGAAGCUCUAGAUUGUUAAAGAAAUUCUCCUUGUCAGCACUCAGGAAAUGUAUAGAGAACCGUAUGGAGAAUAUGCAUGCUGAUGUUAGGGUGUAAAGGGUUAAGAGUUAUUUUUUGUGUAUUCCUAGCUCUCCAUCUCAGCUCAGCGGCCGGCCACGAAGUAUGUGUGGAUAUUCUGUUACGCGUAAAUGAUUUGGAUAGAACCAUAACAGACUGUUCAGGACUGACAGCUGAAGACCUCGCUCUUGAGCCUGCAGUCCGACAAAUGCUCAAAUCUGUGGCAGAAUGAUUGUGGUCCUUAGAAAGAUUUUUCCAGCUGAGUGCUGAAAGCAAUCCAGGAGUGCUUUGGCUUUGCUUCACCGUGCUUUGUGAUUGGUUAAAAAAAUGACGCCACAUUCUCAACCUAUGAGAUGCAGGACUUUGAGGCGAGAUACAGCUAAACUUUUUGAGAGACAAAGUUAUUAUUUUUAGUUGAGGACUGAAAAAUAACAAGACAGCCUCUCAAUUAUUGGAAGGACGGGCAUUUGCCAUACGCAAAAGUGUUUUUGAAUCACCUUGAAAUUGGUCACUAAGAAACCUGGUAUAGACGUUGUUUUUGCGAGUGAUGGCCUUACGAAUUCUCCUUACAAAUAUAGGACGUUUUCAAAGACACAUCACCAGCAUAAAGAAAAUGGUACUGAAAUAUACUGAUGCUAUAGCGAAUAAUAGAAAUGUGCACUCUGUGAUUGGUCGCGAUGUACAUCCUAUCGCACAAGAAUCACCUCGCGCGUGUUGAUAAUAAUACUGAAGCACUCAGUUUCAAAAUAGUCUUUGCACGAGUUUAUGAUGUUCUUAACGAAGAAACGAG